Colletotrichum truncatum is the source of this 900-nucleotide messenger RNA. RefSeq lists its product as uncharacterized. Lineage: Eukaryota; Fungi; Ascomycota; Sordariomycetes; Glomerellales; Glomerellaceae. The record is from RefSeq and is a predicted model, not a curated record.
AUGAGGGUAGACGAUAUCAUGAACGAAGAAGAACUAGUCAACGCAAACAGAAGCAUCAAUUUUGACGAGCUUCUCAAUGCAGACCACUUCGUUGUUUCAGACGAGACCAUCAACGCACAAGAACCCGUCAAUCUAUUCGAGUUUAACAAUGCAGAUCAAGUUGAUACUUCAAGUCAAGUCACCGACCCUGAUGGGUUCCAGAACGCAGGGUGGACCAUGGGCGGAGAGAAUGCCUUGAUGACCAACGGGUUCAUCAACAGAGAAGAUCCCAGCAACUCAGCAGGACUGCACGGCACCGGUUGGCCCAUGGCCGAAGAAAGCGUUUUGGGAACAGACGAAUUCAACAACACAGAAGAGCAUAUAAACCUAUACGAAGACAUGAACGCAGACAACAACACCAAUGCAAAUAAAGCCAGGAAGUUGAGAAAGCUCAGAAGCGCAGAUGAAAUCCAGAGUGGAGGAUUGGCCAUGGGCGACGAAGUAGUCAAGAGCACAGACGCGCUCUACAUCGCCUUUCUCACCGUCCCUCGCGAAGAAACAUUCGCCGGGAUGCCAGCGGCAGAUAGAUUCAAGGAUAUCGUGGGUUCACAAAGGCUUUUCUUUCGCUGCCACUGGAUAAAUGAUCCUCAAUAUGCUCCCGACCCUGAUACACCCUUCGAUGACGAGCGGUUUAGCCAGAUACGAGGCGAAUAUCAUGAUUGCCGAAAAUUUGUCUUGAUCGUCGCCCACGCAGAAUACGAACGACUGUACGAAUACUGCAAAGCAAUGUACCAUGCACCAAAGUAUCUCCCUCGCAGGUCUGUGCUGUUUGAUCAAGUACUUCAAGGCUGUCGCAUAGAGGACGUCUGUCUCGGCCUGUGCCAGAGCAAAUACGACCAGACAGGAUUCCUCGUGUGGUAG